UCCCCCCGACCCACGCCAUGUUUCUAGUUGUGGUGUAGGGAUGCUGUGCGGAUCAUUCCAUCACAUGCAGCAGUCCCGAGCAUAUGGAGAACCGCUGAUUCGUCGACUUCCAAGGACCAGGGUGCUGAAAUGGAACAAAUAUGUUUGAUCCUUUUGCUUAUAAGUAAGGCAUUAUCAGUUGGAGCACAAUUCAAUGGAUACAACUGUGAUGCCAACUUCCACAGCCGCUUCCCUGCGGAGCGGGACAUUAGUGUGUACUGUGGGGUGCAGACAAUCACCCUCAAGAUCAACUUUUGUCCUGUUCUCUUCUCCGGCUACACCGACACUGACCUGGCCCUCAACGGUCGCCAUGGAGAUGCCCACUGCCGUGGUUUCAUCAAUAACAACACCUUCCCCACCGUGGUCCUCUUCAGCAUUAGCCUAGCCACCCUGGAGACAUGCGGCAAUGCCCUGGUGGUUUCCACGGCUCAGGGGCCUAAUGCUUAUGGGAACCUCUCACUGGUGCAGAUUGGGAACAUAUCAGGGUACAUCGAUACACCAGAUCCCCCAACUAUCAUUAGCUACCUGCCAGGUCUGCUCUACAAAUUCAGCUGUAGCUACCCUCUGGAAUACCUGGUGAACAAUACACAGUUGGCUUCGUCAGCUGCUGCAAUAUCAGUGAAGGACAGCAAUGGUACUUUUGUCAGUACUUUGAGUCUACUGCUUUACAAUGACUCGUCAUACGUUCAGCAGCUGUCAAUUCCUAUGGCGGGGCUCACACUGAAGACACGUGUGUUUGCAGCAGUCAAAGCUACCAACUUGGACAGGAGAUGGAAUGUUCUGAUGGACUACUGUUACACCACUGCCUCUGGGAAUCCAAAUGAUGAACUUCGCUAUGACCUCUUCUUUAGCUGUGACAAAGACCCACAGACAACUGUGUUUGAGAAUGGGAAGAGUCAAAUGGGCCGUUUUGCCUUUGAAGUGUUUCGCUUUGUCAAGCACAAGAACCAGAAAAUGUCUACCGUCUUCCUGCACUGCGUUACCAAGCUGUGUCGAGCCGAUGACUGCCCCAUGCUCAUGCCGAUCUGUGGUAGUAGAAAGAAGCGGGACGUCUCAGAGAGGACGGAAUCAAACUCUGCAUCAGGAAACGCUAUCAUUACUGCUGGGCCAAUAAUCACAAGGAGCGAUGACACUCCAAUGAACAACUCACAACUAGCUCAACUAAACAGCCCAGUGUUUCGGAUGAACACGGUGACCAGCGCACUUAUCUCAGGCAUCAUCAUCCUUGGUGUAAUGAGCCUGUGUUUCUUCAUCUUAUCCCUUACCCUCCUCAAGGGCAAGAGGGCCCCACCGACCAUCUUGUCGGGGGCUUGCAACCCAGCUUUCAACUAACUCCAGCGAUCGCCCCUGCUCCCAAGAUCUUGCCUUUCCCCUCUCCAUGAUGACACUACAUAGAAGGAGAGAGUGGGACUCACAUGUACACAUUUAGAGUAGAGUGAAAAGCCCAAAUUGUUCAUUUAUAUGAAUGUAAACUGUACUGUAUAAUUCAUGUUAGCAUAGGUAUAGUUGACAUCUCGAGAAUGUAUAUUUCUUUGUAUGUAUUGUACUUAUAUUGUUUCAACCCAGUGACAGUCCGGUUAUUGUUAGGCGUUUAAUUUGCAAAGUGGAUUUCAGUUCAAUUUAAUGCCUCAGCUACUCGGCAUGCUAUUGCAGGGUAAAGGAUAAUUUACAAGAAAUGCAUAUAGUCUAGAAUAAACUGGUCUAACACCAAAUUCUUGUUUAGUUGGUAAGUUUACAGGGAGAAAUGUAAACAGUGUCCUUGAAAUGGAUAUAAAUGAGUGACCUCUAAACAACAUCCUAUGCAAUAAUUUAAAAAAAACUCAGAAAAGAGCUUGGGGUUGGAUUUCGUUAAUUUCCUGAAAAUACUUAGACCAAAGCUAAAACAAAAAUGUACCAGUUACAUUUUAUAUCCAUUAUGUUAUUAAUAUUGCUGAUAGGUACCAUAGUUAGUAUAAUGAUUAUAAUACAUUCAUUGAGAGGUCAUUACUCAUGAAUGCUAGGUAAAUGCUCUACCUAAAUUAAUGCAAUCUUCAAAUAGUUUUACUAGUUUAAAUUACAUUUUGGAUUGUCAUUGGGCUUUUUAGUCAAAUGUGUAUGAAGAGUGUAAUUGCAAAACGCUAUGAUAUACAUUUUCUGAAAUGUUGGUUAUAUUAGCUUUUAUUGUAUUAUUAUUAUAAAUUCUGAAAGGGAUUGGUCUGUUUGUUUGAAAUCUACAAAAAAAUGGUUUCAUUUCAGAGAGAGAGAAAAAUCAUGUUUUGUUGCAAAAUGCUAUAUAUCCGCCUCCCUUUCAGAGAACAAAGUAGCACAGCUAGGUUUUAUGAAGUCAAAUGUGACAUAACUACUUAUAAAUGACUGUACAAAAUA
Oncorhynchus nerka (sockeye salmon) is the source of this 2403-nucleotide messenger RNA. RefSeq names its product zona pellucida-like domain-containing protein 1. The record is from RefSeq and is a predicted model, not a curated record. The transcript is spliced from 11 exons. The coding region runs from base 130 to 1371 and encodes 413 amino acids. NCBI's taxonomy places the organism in Eukaryota, Metazoa, Chordata, Actinopteri, Salmoniformes, Salmonidae. Gene Ontology annotation, cellular component: cell surface.